Molecule: messenger RNA, 1637 nt
Organism: Phialemonium atrogriseum
Lineage: Eukaryota; Fungi; Ascomycota; Sordariomycetes; Cephalothecales; Cephalothecaceae
Product: ClpP/crotonase-like domain-containing protein
Exons: 5
Coding region: 1-1545 (514 amino acids)
Source: RefSeq, a predicted model, not a curated record
AUGUUCAGCAGAGACGAUAACCGUGAUGACGGGCGGGAGCAGCGUGCGGGCGCUGGUGUGCCGCAUGACGACGAUGAUGACUUCCGAGGGGCUGCCGAUAUUGCCUCCAACCAUGCCGGGGAUUCUGGCGAGAGCAGCUUCUUCUCCAGCAUCUUGCAGUCGCUGGCUCAAAACAAGCAGCAGGUGGUUGAGGGAGAUAUUGAUGAGGACGAUGCCGUUCGUAGCCACAACAAGUUAUUCGGCGACGAUGAUGACCAGGGGGAGACGAACAGCAGGUCCAUGGGGAGCGCGGCAGCCAUGCAGGCCCUGAAGAUGUUCAGUAGCGGCCAGACCGGGGGCUCCCACAGUCAGAGCCAGUUCAUCGGCGUGGCCAUGGCAGAGGCGAGCAAGCUCUUCGACAAGCAGGCGUCGCAGGGCAAGGUGUCCAACGACUCGAGCAAGGAGUCGGCCAUCGCGCAGGCCGGAGAAAUGGCGCUGAAGAUGUACUUCAAGAGCCAGGCCGGCGGUGGUGGGAGCAGUGCCUCUGGCGGCGCGAGCGGGUUGCUGGGGAAACACAGAAGUUCUUCCUUCCCAGACCAAAUACUUACCUCAACAAUGCCGUCCCUACCCGAGAGCUACAACACCUUCUCCCUCCCAGACAUAAAGUUCUCCCACCACCCAGCCUCCUCGCCAACCGUAACCCCCGUCAUCCUCGUCAUCCUCAACCGGCCCGAAGCCAAAAAUGCCUUCACAAGCGCCAUGGAGGACUCCCUCGUCACAGCCUUCACCCUCCUCUCGGCCGACCCGCGCGUCCGCGCCGUCGUCCUGACCGGCUCCGACCCCCUCAACAAGACCUUCUGCGUGGGCAUGGACCUCACCGCCUCCACCUCCACCUCCACGCCGUCCGCGGACGCCCUCCCCGACCUCCCCGGCACGGCGGGCGACACGCGCGACUCGUACCGCGACGGCGGCGGGCGCGUCUCGCUCGCCGUGUUCAGCUGCGCCAAGCCGGUGGUGGCGGCGCUCAACGGCAGCGCCGUCGGCGUCGGCGUCACCAUGACGCUGGCGGCGGACGUGCGCGUCGCCAGCGCGCGGUCGCGCGUGGGCUUCGUGUUCGCCCGCAGGGGCAUCGCCGCCGAGGCCUGCAGCAGCUUCUUCCUGCCGCGCCUGGUCGGGGGGUCGAGGGCCAUGCGCCUGCUGGCCACGGGGGACGUGGUGCCCGUCGGCCACGAGGCGGUCCGGGGCUUGUUCGCCGAGGUGGUCGAGCCCGGGGAGGUGGUGGGUGUGGCGGUGGGGAUUGCGGAGGGGAUGGCGAGGGAGUGUAGUGCCGUGAGCGUGCGGGUUAUGCGGGACAUGGUGUUUCGCGGGCCCGGGUCGCCGGAGGGGGCGCAUGCGCUGGAGAGUAAGGUGCUGUAUGACAUGUUCCGCGGGAGGGACUUUGCCGAGGGGGUGAGGAGUUUCAGGGAGAAGAGGGCGCCGAGGUUCGAGGGGACCGUCGAGGACGAUGCGCCGAGUGUGUGGCCGUGGUACGGCUGGAGGGAGAUCAAGGAGAGGUCCAAGAUCUAGAAGGGGAGGUUGCAGGGCGGGACAUUUGGGGAGGAGACAUAGAUCAUCACGGGACAUCAAAAGACAAUUUAUGACUUGAGGAACCUCUUUUU